GUACUUUUUAUAAUUCGCGCGGAGCUUAAAUUUCUGUGUGUCGAUGACGCAGUCCUUGCCAUCGUGCUUGAGAUCCGGAAACAGAUUGUCUGUUACGCUGGUGCCGUCUUCGUUGGUGACGAUCUUGACGUCGACGGUCUUGCCGGCCAAGGUGGCCGCCGCCUUCCGCUCGUCGUCCCACUUGGCGACAUCAAUCGUCCGCCUCGAGAUGACGUUUUCGUAGUGCUUCUUGUCGUCAGUGAGCUUCCACUCGUUAAGCGCCGCCAUAGAGUUGAGCUGCUUGUUUCCGGCCGCCUCCAUAUCGCGGUGCCUGUCGUUCAUGCCCAUGAGGCCAAGCACGGCGAUUGCCAGGUUGAUUGUCAGGCCGUGUUUGCUCUCCCAGGGAAUGGCGACGUACUCGAUUCCCGCCCGCUUCUUAGGUGCGUUAUCGUGGUUGACGACGCGUCUGAUGCGCAGCGCGACCAUCUCAUCCUGCGUCACCAGCCACGCGUAGCGCGACUCUCCGUACCUGCAGUAGGUCGCAAUUUGGCGGAGCGGAAGAAGACGCUCGAUUGCCACGUUAAGGCGCGGGGGGGCUUGCUUCCCGAAGAUGCCCGAUCCAUAGUCUUCAUGACUUUGCCGUCCUUGUCUUCUCCCUCGACAAGCCAGGCGGACUUCCACUUCUGCUUCAGCUUGCUGUCACCGAUGGCGUAAAU
Molecule: messenger RNA, 695 nt
Organism: Lasiosphaeria miniovina
Lineage: Eukaryota; Fungi; Ascomycota; Sordariomycetes; Sordariales; Lasiosphaeriaceae
Exons: 1
Source: RefSeq, a predicted model, not a curated record